AAGCGGAGAACUAGCAGUCAUAACGCGGAUGUGUAACUGAAGAUCGGACGAGGCUGUCUGUCUGUUAUAUAACCUACCUGGAUCGGACGGGAAAAUAAUUUUCGUAUCUUUUCGGAAACACUCAAGUCCCCACUCUGUACUGUUUCCUUGGUUUAUGGAUUGGGAAAUUGGUGCGAAGAUGAAGUUGAAGAUUAUCCUAACGCUGUUCUGUGUUUUUGGCACUGUUCUGGGCGAGAUUCACAAUCUUCAUUACAUUUACACCGCCCUUUCAAAGCCCAUCAGUCAACCAGGAGUCUAUCAGUUCGCCGCUAUGGGAAUUCUGGACGACAGGCCGAUUGACAUCUACAACAGCGAAGAAAAGGUCAAGAAGCCGUUGCAAACAUGGAUGAAAGAACAUAACGAGAAAGACUACUGGGAGAAAGGCACACAGUCCCGCAGGAGCAAGGAACAGUGGUUUGACGUCAACGUCAAAAUCCUGAUGGAACGCAUGCACCAGAACAAAUCAGAUGUCCAUAUUCUACAGUGGAUGCAUGGCUGCCGGGUGGAAAAGACAACUGAUGGCAAGCUGAAGUUUCAAGAGGGUUUUGACCAGUACGGCUAUGAUGGCGAGAACUUCCUGUCCUUCGACAGUGAGAACAUGGCGUGGGUGGCCCCUGUCCGCGCAGCUGAAUCCACCAAGAAGAAAUGGGACAACGUGCCUAUCCUCAGCCAGUACACCAAGGGUUAUCUACAGACGGACUGUGUGCACUGGCUGGAGAAAUUUCUGAAGUACCAAGAGCUAGAUUUCAAAACUUUCUCUCGUCCUGAGGUACAUCUUUUUUCAAAGAAGUCCACCAGCCCUGACUACCGCACCCUGGUGUGUUUGGCCACCGGAUUCUACCCCAAAGAUGUGUCGGUAAACAUCCUGAAGGACGGUGCGCCAUUGGCCGAAUCGGACGGGGUCGCCUCUUCGGGGGUGAGACCCAAUGGAGAGCAUAAGGAGACGUACCAGCUGAGGAAGUCGCUGGAGAUCAAGGCAUCAGACACCUCAAAGUACAGUUGCAGAAUCCACCACCGAACCCUGCAGAGUCCGAUCGAAGAAUCCUGGGAUGGAAAGUGCCAUAACUGUGACGGUGACAACACAGGCGCCAUUGUUGGUGGCGUUGUUGUUUUGCUCAUCGUCUUGGCGGCGGUGGCUGUGGGCCUGUACUUUCUGCGCAAGAAAAAUACUGAAAAGGAAAAAGCUGCCCAAGCUCAUGUGAAUGGACUGAACCAACCUCUGUGCCCAUUGGCAGUGAAUGGAAAUGGCCUAGUUUGUGAAUCUACAAUACCCAGUCCAGAAGUAAAAUCGGAGACAAAAGGAUCAAACGGCUCUUUGGGAUCAGAUGAUUCUGGGAAGGGGUCCGCUACCUCUGAUGGAUCCGAAGAAGAAGUGAAUGAGCCCUUGGUGCCCAAUGGCAAACAGCAGCCACAGCUUGAAGCCAUUAAAGUAGUGUGAUGGGUUUGGUCUGGUGGAAAAACACAUACCUCUGACCAUGACCUUUCUAUGCAAACCUGUUUUGAUCAGCAUUUUUUACCAUUUAAAUGAUUCUUUCUGAUAGCUGUAAGCUGUAUGCAGUAAAAUCAAAUCAUCCAGAAGCCACUCACCAAUAAUUCAGGAAGUUUUAACCUAAAAUUCAGAGUAAAAUGAAAUGGUGCAAUUGUACAGUGAGGUAGGUGCCAGUUAGACACCUAACCAGGUAGAAGAUCGACCUGACCACAUGUACAGCAUGAAAUAACAGCAAAUUGUACGGCUAUUUUACAGCUAUAGCAGUGCGCUUUUUAUAUUUCUUUUAAUGAUAUCAACUGACUGACUGACAGUCUAAGCAGUAAAUACUGCAUUACAUUAAGCUUAGAAUCUUCUCUUAAGCGUCAAGUUGCUUAGUACACAAUGGGCCUCAUUCACAAAACUUUUCUUAAAUUAUCGUUACUUUUGUUCUUUAAAAUGUUCCUAUAUGGGAUUCAUGACACAUUUCUGUGAAUAUCCGAGAUAAUGAAUGUGUACGAGAUAAUGAAUGCUGACUGUUUUUAAAUUUUAUGUGCAACCCAGUUCGUGUGCUUAGCAUAAGGAAACAGCCAUGAACACAGAUAAGAAAAAAAUUAUGAUCAAUUGUGAUCGUACACGUUUCGUGAAUGAGGUCCACUGUGUCCUUGGAAGUGUGAGGAGAGAGAAUAGAAAGAAAUAUUUUAAUGUUUGGGGUUCAAGGUAACUCUUGAAUUUUUGUGUUCUUAGCAGCCUUUUCAUUAUUCUAUCACAAGUAGUUACUAGUUUCCUGGCAAUUAGCAAAAUAAGUUGUGAAUGAUUUAAUUAUGAAAUUCUGCUCAAUGAAUUUGUAUUUAGGUAAGGAUUUAAAUAGAAAUUGAUUGCAAUCUUGUUUCAGCCAUGUGGACUACAAACAGGUGUGUAAAUCAAAGUGAUUACGCAACUAUGCUCAGAAAAUAUGUAUUAAAAGUAAUAAUGUUUUCUAGGGAAGGUAUAUUACUUUUUUAAUUUGUUCCAGAAAUUAAGUACUAAAUUAAUACCUGACCUGAAGAUAGCGUAAUUGGCUCUUAUUGGUAGUUCCUCACCUGUUAGCUUGUAUACUGGUGGAAUGGAGUUUGGUCUUAGAAAGCCAUCAGAACAUGGCACCAUUUCACUCAGAGAGGAAAUAAGUAAACACCUGUGAAUCUUGUAGUCUCAUCUAAGUAAAAUCAUUUGAGUGCAGUUCUUUUCUGAAUAUGCUCAUUAUAUUGUGUUUUCAACCACUUAGUUUGCUGCAGAAGCAGCUUAUGAAUUUUGGCACAUUGCUUGUUGCAUUUAAUACUGAAGACUUCUGUCAAAAGGGGAUAUUUCUCCGGUGUGAUUUCCACUAUCCCUUUCCUUUAAAAUUAACUUUGAAACCGACUAUUGUGACUAUUCACAAACAAGUUGUACAGAUUAAACUUACUAUUUGAUGUUUACCUUUAUGUUUAAUAAAUCUUUAUUAAAGUGAAA
Anguilla anguilla (European eel) is the source of this 2992-nucleotide messenger RNA. RefSeq names its product major histocompatibility complex class I-related gene protein-like. The coding region runs from base 155 to 1477 and encodes 440 amino acids. Gene Ontology annotation, cellular component: external side of plasma membrane. The record is from RefSeq and is a predicted model, not a curated record. Lineage: Eukaryota; Metazoa; Chordata; Actinopteri; Anguilliformes; Anguillidae. Gene Ontology annotation, biological process: immune response. The transcript is spliced from 11 exons.